AGUACGACUGGUGGUUUUGCUUUGCUCUGAGCUGUCGUUAUCUUCUGACGUCGUUACUCGUUGCUGAAAAACGCGGCAAUACAAAUUUUUAAACGAUUUUAUUAAAUUUUGAAUUAUAAUGAGUGAUAUUAUAAGUGUUAAAGCUCCAGUUAAUAUUGCUGUUAUAAAGUAUUGGGGAAAACGUAACGAAAAAUUGAUAAUUCCGUUAAAUGAUUCCGUAAGCGCUACUUUGGAUACGAAAGUUAUGUGUGCUAAAACUUCUGUAUGCGCUCGACCUGAUUUUGUUGAAGACAGAAUUUGGCUUAACGGUGUUGAAGAAUCAGUUAAAAAUGAACGGCUGCAAAACUGUUUAAUCAAAAUAAGGAGUAUAGCAACUGAACAACAAAGUGUAGAGAAAGAUUUCCUACAAUGGAAAGUUCAUAUUUGUUCUGAGAAUAAUUUCCCUACUGCAGCGGGUUUGGCAUCUUCUGCCGCAGGAUACGCGUGUCUAGUUACUGCACUGGCAAAACUAUACAAAGUUAAGGCUGAUUUAAGCGAACUUGCACGCCUUGGAUCCGGAAGUGCAUGCAGAAGUAUAUAUGGUGGAUUUGUGCGUUGGCAUGCAGGUACGAAACCUGAUGGCAGUGAUAGUGUAGCUAAACAAGUUGUCGACUCACAGCACUGGUCAGAAAUGAGAGUUUUAGUCCUUGUUGUGGCAGAUACUAAAAAGCAUAUAAGUUCAUCAACUGGAAUGAAAAUAACAGCUGAAACAUCGGAAUUCAUUAAACAUCGCGUAGAGGUUACAGUGCCUUCACGAGUAGAAAAAAUUUGUGACGCUAUUAAGCAAAAAGAUUUUACAACUUUUGCAGAAUUAACUAUGAAAGACAGUAAUGAAUUUCAUGCAACUUGCCUUUCUGCAUAUCCACCAUGUGUUUAUUUAACAGACACAUCACACAAAAUCAUUCAAAUUGUUCAUUUUUAUAAUGAAAUGUGUGGUUCACCAAAAGUUGCAUACACCUUUGAUGCUGGUCCAACUGCAUGCCUAUACCUUCUUGAAGAUGAAGUGCCAAAAGUAUUAUCUUUGAUCAAUCAUUUCUUCCCAUCAUCGUCAAACAAAGAUUUUGUGAAAGGUUUGCCUUGUCCAACAUUGGAAAAUAUAGAAUUCUUGAAAAAUUCGAAAAUUCAACCUUCAGGCAAUGAUCUUAUAAAAUAUGUUAUAUACACAAAAGUGGGUGAUGGUCCAAUAAUUUUAAAUGAUAGUGAUCACUUAUUAAAUGAAAAUGGAAAACCAAAGUAAAAUGUACAGAUCGUUAUCUGUAUACACCAUUGUGUAUUUUUUUAUGUAGUAAUAAUAUGUAUUAACUAUUAAGUUUUUAUUGGAAUAUUUAUUAUGGAUGUAGGUAUAAUUUAUACAGAUAAUGGAUGGGAAAUAAUUGUGCACUUUUGUAUUGUGUAGAAGAUAAUUAUUUAUGACUCUUUUAUUGGGAAUGGUGCUUCGUAAUUUAAAUAAUUGUUAAGUCCGUAUUAUAUUUUGA
This is a messenger RNA of Colias croceus (clouded yellow), 1514 nucleotides long. It is a transcript of the gene Mvd, whose product is annotated as diphosphomevalonate decarboxylase. Gene Ontology annotation, biological process: isoprenoid biosynthetic process; isopentenyl diphosphate biosynthetic process, mevalonate pathway. Gene Ontology annotation, cellular component: cytosol. Bases 119 to 1276 code for a protein of 385 amino acids. Gene Ontology annotation, molecular function: diphosphomevalonate decarboxylase activity; ATP binding. NCBI's taxonomy places the organism in Eukaryota, Metazoa, Arthropoda, Insecta, Lepidoptera, Pieridae. The transcript has a single exon. The record is from RefSeq and is a predicted model, not a curated record.